UAACUUAUUUCCCCAGUUAAAUACUCAGUUUAAAGGUACGAUCUUUCUAUUCAUGUGUAGAUCUUUUUAGUUUCGAUUGAAAAGUCUUGGAAUUUUACAUUCUAUGGUCUUCAGUUCACAAUUAUGAAUCGGGUGCAAAAAUUGAUGAUCUGUUCUUCUUUAUUCUGAAUCUUGGAGUUCGUAAGAGGAUAUAAGUAGGGUAAGAAAUGUUAGAGCAGUUACUGAUAUUUACCCGAGGGGGAUUGAUCCUCUGGACAUGUAAAGAGCUCGGAAAUGCUCUUAGAGGAUCACCCAUUGAUACCUUGAUCCGGUCCUGCCUUUUGGAGGAACGAUCUGCUGCUGCUUCCUACAACUAUGAUGUUCCUGGUGCAUCAUAUACUCUCAAAUGGACGUUCCACAAUGAGCUUGGCCUCGUGUUUGUUGCCGUGUAUCAAAAGAUUCUCCAUCUUUUAUACGUGGAUGAUCUUCUUGCUAUGGUGAAGCGCGAGUUUUCUGAAAUCUAUGAUCCUAAACGGAUGGUGUAUGAUGAUUUUGAUGAGACAUUUAGGCAGCUCAGAAAGGAGGCCGAGGCUCGGGCUGAGGUUAUCAAGAAAUCAAAGCAGGUGAUGUGUAAGCCGGUUACCAGUUUGGGGAAGAAGCAAGGCCAAAUGCAACAAUCUGGGUUUGAAGGCGGCAAUAAAAAAAAGAGCGGUGGUGGUGGCGGAGAAUCAGGUAAGGAUGGUGAUGCAGAUGGUGAUAAUGUAAAAACUGGUAUAUUAGAUAAUGGGAAUUCCAAUGGGGAGGUAGCUAGUAAGGGUAGGGUUAAUGGCAAAGAAAACGGUAAUGCCAAUACUAAUGGCGGUGCUUUUGAUGUAAAUAAGCUACAGAAGCUCCGCUCUAAAGGUGCAAAGAAAGCCAAUCCUGUUAGCAAGGUUUCCAAAGAGGAACCUAAGAAAAAACCGGUAAAAAAGAAUAGAGUUUGGGAUGAGAAACCCCCAGAAGCCAAAUUGGAUUUCACGGAUCCUGUGAGUGAGAAUGGCGAUGGUAACAUGGCUGUUGCACAAGUUGUUGAAGGGGAGAGUAUGAUGGACAAAGAUGAGAUUUUCAGCAGUGACAGUGAAUCUGAAGAGGAUGAUGAAACAGAGAUGGAUACGAAGGUAGAUUCAAAGAAGAAAGGAUGGUUUACAUCCAUGUUCCAAAGUAUUGCUGGGAAGGCAAAUUUGGAGAAGGCAGAUCUUGAACCAGCUUUGAAGGCUCUAAAAGACAGGCUUAUGACUAAGAAUGUGGCUGAAGAGAUUGCAGAGAAACUUUGCGAGUCUGUAGCAGUUAGCCUUGAGGGCAAAAAGCUCGGUUCCUUUACUAGGAUAUCAUCGACGGUGCAGGCUGCAAUGGAAGAAGCUCUUGUUCGUAUUUUGACUCCGAGGCGCUCUAUUGACAUUUUGAGGGAUGUUCAUGUUGCCAAAGAACAGCACAAACCAUAUGUUGUGGUUUUUGUGGGAGUUAAUGGAGUUGGAAAGUCUACUAAUCUUGCCAAGGUGGCUUACUGGCUUCAGCAGCAUGAUAUUAAUGUCAUGAUGGCUGCAUGUGAUACAUUCCGUUCAGGAGCAGUGGAGCAGCUGCGUACUCAUGCUCGGAGGCUCCAGAUCCCUAUAUUUGAAAAGGGUUACGAGAAAGAUCCUGCAAUUGUUGCUAAGGAAGCAAUUCAGGAGGCUGCCCGAAAUGGAUCAGACGUUGUUCUUGUUGAUACAGCUGGUCGAAUGCAGGACAAUGAACCUUUGAUGCGUGCACUCUCCAAGCUUAUAUACGUCAACAGUCCAGACCUUGUACUUUUUGUCGGGGAGGCACUGGUUGGGAACGAUGCAGUGGAUCAACUAUCAAAGUUCAAUCAGAAAUUAGCAGACCUGUCACCCUCAGCGAGCCCCAGGUUGAUUGAUGGGAUCUUACUAACCAAGUUUGACACCAUAGAUGAUAAGGUUGGAGCUGCACUUUCUAUGGUUUACAUAUCGGGAUCACCUGUGAUGUUUGUGGGGUGUGGUCAGUCUUACACGGACUUGAAGAAGCUGAAUGUCAAGUCGAUUGUGAAGACACUGCUUAAAUGAGUACUGUGCACAUGUUUCGGUUUAUUUUCUGGAUCUGUAUCUGUCAUCAUACUCUUCGGGUUUGCUUCUGUUUGGCUGUGUUAAACAUUUUUGUGAUG
This is a messenger RNA of Cynara cardunculus var. scolymus (artichoke), 2176 nucleotides long. RefSeq names its product signal recognition particle receptor subunit alpha. Bases 207 to 2078 code for a protein of 623 amino acids. Gene Ontology annotation, biological process: SRP-dependent cotranslational protein targeting to membrane. The transcript is spliced from 10 exons. Lineage: Eukaryota; Viridiplantae; Streptophyta; Magnoliopsida; Asterales; Asteraceae. Gene Ontology annotation, cellular component: signal recognition particle receptor complex; endoplasmic reticulum membrane. The record is from RefSeq and is a predicted model, not a curated record. Gene Ontology annotation, molecular function: signal recognition particle binding; GTPase activity; GTP binding.